Molecule: messenger RNA, 841 nt
Organism: Rhincodon typus (whale shark)
Lineage: Eukaryota; Metazoa; Chordata; Chondrichthyes; Orectolobiformes; Rhincodontidae
Product: polymerase (DNA directed), epsilon 2
Exons: 12
Coding region: 5-841 (278 amino acids)
Biological process (GO): DNA-templated DNA replication; error-prone translesion synthesis
Cellular component (GO): epsilon DNA polymerase complex
Molecular function (GO): DNA binding
Source: RefSeq, a predicted model, not a curated record
CAGGAUGGCGACUAAAGUGAAGAACAAAGUUUCCGCUGCUUUUAAAAUGCACGGAUUAAUCUUGAGAUCUAAUGCUGCAAAAUUUCUCGUGGAUGUUCUUGAGACAGUUGAUGAAUUGAACCUUGAAGAUGCAAUUGAACGUAUCAUUGAUGCAGUUGAAAAACAGCCACUGAACUGCAACAUGAUAGAGCAAUCAAUGGUGGAGGCAGCAGUCCAGGAGUGCAGUCAGACGUGUGAUGAAACUAUAGAACACGUCUUCAACAUAAUUGGUGCAUUUGAUGUUCCUCGUUACAUCUACAAUACAGAAAGGAAGAAAUUUUUACCUCUUGCAAUGACAGAUCGUAGUGCACCUUGUCUGUUUGGAACUGCCAGAAACAAAGCUGAACUAUUUUGUGAACGCUACACUAUUAUGCAACAGCGAACACAUAGACAUGAAUUAUUUACACCUCCUGUGACAGGAUCACAUCCCGAUGAGAACAGAAAUAAAUUUCAAUUAAAAACUAUAGAAAUGCUCCUUGGUAGCACAUCAAAGGUUGGAGAAGUCAUUGUUCUGGGGAUGAUAACACAACUUAAAGAGGGAAAAUAUUUUCUUGAAGAUCCAACUGGAACUGUUCAACUCAACCUUAGCAAAGCCCAGUUUCAUAGUGGCUUAUAUACAGAAUCCUGCUUCGUUCUUGCGGAAGGAUGGUAUGACGAUGGAGUUUUUCAUGUCAAUGGGUUUGGUUUUCCACCCACUGAACCUUCCAGCAUUACAAGAUCUUAUUAUGGCAACAUUAACUUUUUUGGUGGUCCCUCUGCUACAUCCGUGAAAUCUUCGACAAAACUAAAAUGUGAAGUAUGA